CCGCUUUGGCGGUGAGGCGGGUGGGCUUCCUUCACGUCGCCGGCCGCGCGUCUCCAUGAGGAGAAAGAGGCGGCGGCGGCGGCGGCGGCGGUCGGGCGGGCGAGCAUGGGCUCGUUGAGCAGCCGCGUGUGGGGGGGACCCAGAGCCGGGGGGGCGGCGGAGGGGUCGGAGGGGGGUCGGAGGGUCGACGGGGGCCUCCCCAAACGGAAGCGCGGCGAGGGGCUGAGCGAGAGCGAGAGCGGCGAGGAGAGCGACGGCGAGGAGCGGCUGCUCAGCACCCCCAGGAGGAAGAAGCUAAAAAGCACUUCAAAGUAUAUUUAUCAGACUCUGUUUUUGAAUGGUGAAAACAGUGACGUUAAAAUAUGCGCCCUGGGAGAAGAAUGGAACUUGCACAAGAUAUACCUCUGUCAGUCUGGCUACUUUUCAAGCAUGUUCAGUGGGUCUUGGAAAGAAUCAGGAAUGGACACCAUAGAAUUGGAAAUUCCUGAUCAGAACAUUGACAUAGAAGCCUUACAGGUUGCCUUUGGCUCACUUUACCGGGAUGAAGUAUUAAUAAACCCCAGCAGAGUCAUUGCCCUUCUGGCAGCUGCCAGCAUGUUACAGCUGGAUGGCUUAAUACAGCAGUGUGGUGAGACAAUGAAGGAAACAAUUAAUGCAAAAACUGUGUGUAGUUACUAUAAUUCUGCGGGAACAUAUGGAUUAGAUUCUUUGAAAAAAAAGUGUCUUGAGUGGCUCUUGAACAACCUGAUGACCCAUCAGAGCGUGGAACUCCUCAAAGAGCUCAGCAUAAACCUCAUGAAACAGCUGAUCAGUUCCUCCAACCUGUUUGUCAUGCAAGUGGAGAUGGACAUCUAUACUGCUCUCAAGAAGUGGAUGUUCCUUCAGCUGGUGCCUUCUUGGAACGGAUCGUUGAAACAGCUUUUAAGUGAAGCGGAUGCCUGGUUCUCCAAGCGCAGAAAAGAUUUUGAGGAUGGGAUCUCAUUCUUGGAAACGGAACAAGGAUAUGCGUUUAUAGCCGUGUUCAAAUAUCUGAGGCUGCAGUAUAUAAUCAGUGAUCUGGCAUCCGCAAGAAUUAUUGAACGAGACAGCCUGAUUCCUGCAGACUGGCUCUUCUCUGUUUACAAACAGCAGUGGUUUGCCAUGCUUAGAGCCGAACAAGACAACGACAUCGGGCCUCAAGAGAUUAAUAAAGAGGAACUAGAAGCAAACAGUAUGCGGUGUGGCAGAAAACUUGCCAAAGAUGGUGAUUAUUGCUGGCGAUGGACAGGCUUCAACUUUGGCUUUGAUCUGCUGGUCACCUACACCAACCGUUACAUUAUCUUCAAACGCAACACGCUAAACCAGCCCUGCAGUGGCUCCAUCAGUUUGCAGCCCCGGAGAAAUAUCGCUUUCAGGCUGCGCCUGGCUUCCUUUCAUAGCAGUGGAAAGCUUAUUUGUAGCAGAACUGCAGGAUACCAGAUACUAACCCUCGAAAAAGAUCAGGAACAAGUAGUGAUGAAUCUGGACAGUAGACUGCUGGUCUUCCCUCUGUAUAUCUGCUGCAACUUCCUGUACACUUCGCCUGAGAAGCGGCGAGAGAACGAUGGGCAGUGAGGCUGAUUUUUGAAACGCCUUUGUGUGGCCACUUUCAUCUGGAAGCUCCUGAUGCCCUGAAAGAAACAGCGUGAAAUGGGCUCAUCUAUUGAAGAAAAAGAGAGAGGAAUCUGAUAACCUAAUACAUCAGAAUACAAGCCCCGGCAGCUCCCGCUGGCAUGACUAACUGGUGAGGUAUGUUGGGAGCUAUGGAUUUUAAGGAAUUGUAAGCCACAGACCCCCCCCCCCACUCCUCCCCGCUCGCCUCUUCACAUUCCCACGCCUGUCUGAAGAGCGGAAACUAUUUACAGGGACCCCGUUUUCUACCAGUUUCCUGAGAGUACAGAAAGAAUUUGAACACAGUGCAUUAACUAGGCCUGCUUAAUUAAAGAGAGUAGGGUGAUAUAUCAAUAAAGCCCACAAAUUAACUUUAA
Molecule: messenger RNA, 2006 nt
Organism: Pseudonaja textilis
Lineage: Eukaryota; Metazoa; Chordata; Lepidosauria; Squamata; Elapidae
Gene: GMCL1
Product: germ cell-less 1, spermatogenesis associated
Biological process (GO): germ cell development
Molecular function (GO): protein binding
Source: RefSeq, a predicted model, not a curated record